Epinephelus moara (kelp grouper) is the source of this 2839-nucleotide messenger RNA. It is a transcript of the gene plekhm3, whose product is annotated as pleckstrin homology domain containing, family M, member 3. The transcript is spliced from 7 exons. The coding region runs from base 635 to 2839 and encodes 734 amino acids. The record is from RefSeq and is a predicted model, not a curated record. Lineage: Eukaryota; Metazoa; Chordata; Actinopteri; Perciformes; Serranidae.
AGUGAUAAGCAGCUGAGGAGGAAGUCAAGUAUUAUUUCAUCGGGACAUGUAAGGGAGGAUGAUCGUUUCUUUCUGCUGAGGAGGAAUCUGUGAAGCUCCGGUCUCAGUGUGAUGGAGAUGCCGUAGUAAAGCCACAAACAGUCUCCUGAUGACUUCACAGCCACCUGACAGGCCAAAAUAACCAGUGUCAGAACAUCUCAGUCUGAGCAGAGGGAUUGUAGGGUUUUGUCUUUAAGUGUGUCUGGCUAAGUAAUGUAGUUUGCCACCCAGACUGGCUCGAUUUGGGGAACUCCAGGCUACUGCCAGUCUUGUUUAGCUCUGGCAUAAAGCCGCAUAAGCUUCCCCCAGAGGGAGGUUGUCGACUUUCCCUCCAGAGCUAGAGGCAGACCACUGAAAAGGAGCUGUAACACUGGAUGAAGGCCCUGACUUGAGGAGGCGAACAGGACUUGGCUCCAGUUUGUGAAGGCUGAAGGCUGCUUGGACCAUUCUCACAUACCUUAGAGACUUGGAUUUGACCAGCUGACAGCCGGUUUGUUUUGUUGGACAUGUGGAUGCUGCUGACAGGGUUUUUGUGCCCGUUUUGGAAAACCAUCUUGUUGUGAGACUUGUAGCUUGGGGGGGGAGGAGCCCAGCCAUGGAGGGGCUCGAGCAGCUCGACAUGGUGGGCGAUAUCAGCCCGGCUCUCGAGGCCACCGAGGACUUCAUCCACUGCAUGGAUGGGAUACAAGGUCCAAGCCAAGCUCAAACAGGGACCCUCCAGCCUUCCAGGCAGCCUAAGCAGCUGCAGGAGGUGUCCAGUGCCGCGCUGGGGAAGCUGAGCUCCAGCGGCGUGUGGGGCCUGCUGGCUAGAGAGCAGCCGGAGGUGGGACCCCUAGGCCUGGCCUGGGCUGACAACUUCAGCGUGUUGGGGCUGGGGAUGGGCUUGAGGCACGGCAAGAGAAGCCGAGCGCGCUCCACCAACGACCUGGCAGCACAUAGCAAGGAGUGCACCAACAACGCUGCCAACUCCUCGUCCAACUCGGCCUUCAAGAAGGGACACAAUCGCUCCAGGUCAGACGUCAACUACCGGCCGUCUGCGUACACGGACAAUGGACUGCCCACUGUGGACUGCAACACUCUGAAGAACAUGAUCCUCAACCACCAGCCAGAGGCUGAUAAAAGCAGCAGUAGCAGUGUGGUGAAGCAGGGUGAGAUGGAGCAGCGCGAGGGGCCCCGGGGCCGCUGGACGCCUUGCCACGUCGAGCUGACACCCUGUGAGCUCCGGCUGUACACUCUGGACAGCAGCGCCAACCGCCAGCUGGGCACCGCCUACUCUCUGUCACACUGCCAGAGCGUCAUCUCACCAGCACCCUGCAGCCAGCCCGGCCAAAUCACCCAGCCCGCCGAUCAACGCACGCUGCAGGCUUUGUUCUUCAACAGCACGCGUCUCCAGCUGAGGGCAGCCAGCCAAUGGGAGGCCGUGGAGUGGAGACGGCUGAUUUUGGAGAAGGUGCAGGCAGCCAGACCCACGAGGAAGGAGAACCACCAGCGUAAGACCGGAGCGGAAAAGCAACAGAUUGUCAAGUUCCCUGCACCCAUGUCACCCUCCUCGUCUCCCUCUCCGUCUGGGCUCGACACCAGGCCUGAUGGUGACAGCGACACCCCCACCUCAGCGGAGGCAUCACUCUCUCUGCAGUCUAAUUCUGGCGUCCUGAGCAGACCCACCACCCUGCCUCUGUUCACCCAACGCUACCAGGAUAUCCUCAAAGCUGGUCUGCUCCACCAGCUGGUGGAUCAGAACAACUGGCGGGCCUUCACCUUCGUCCUGACCAGAUCUGCUCUCCGGGCCUUCCCCACUGAGGGCCGUGGGUCUGUGUCCCAGCCUGUGCUCCAGUACUCCAUGGCCUCCUGCUCGGCCGUGCAGCAUGAUCAGGAGCCAGAGAACGGAGAGCCGUGGACAGACAGAGGGGACUGCUUCCAGAUCGUUUUCCCCAAAGAUGUGCUUCGACUUCGGGCGGACGAUCAGCUCAAGGCCCAGGAAUGGAUGGAUGCCCUGCGGGAGGUGGUCGGAGCACAGAGGCCUGCCCAAGAAGAAGGAGGAGAGUCGGGAGAAGGAGCUCCAUCCCUCCAGGGAGUGCUGUUGAGAUCAAAACCAUCCAGGGAGAGGAGACAGCGGGAGGCCCAGAAAGCCAAGAGGCAGUCAGUCACCACCAGUUUCCUCAGUAUUCUCACCUGUCUGGCCGUGGAGAAGGGGCUAACUGCUCAGAGCUUCAGAUGUGCAGGUUGUCAGCGUCCCGUCGGUCUCUCCAGAGGAAAAGCAAAGGUCUGCUACUACAGCGGCUGGUACUACUGCACAAGCUGCCAUCAGGACAACUCCUUCCUCAUCCCAGCACGUCUACUGCACAACUGGGACACCAGCAAGCACAAGGUGUCAAAACAGGCCAAGGAGUUCCUGGAGUUUGUGUACGAGGAGCCUCUGCUGGACAUCCAGCAGCUCAACCCUUGUUUGUAUGAGCACUGUGAGCCUCUCAGCACCGUGCUGCGCCUCCGUCAGCAGCUCCAGUCACUGCGGGCCUACCUGUUCAGCUGCAGAGCAACCGUCGCCGAGGACCUCAGACGAAGGAUCUUCCCCAGGGAAUACCUGCUACAGCACAUUCACCUGUACUCCAUGGCAGACCUGCAGCAGGUGAUUGAUGGAAAACUGGCUCCCUUUCUGUCCAAGGUGAUCAAGUUUGCCAGCUCCCAUGUUUUCAGCUGCAGUUUGUGUCGAGAGAAAGGUUUCAUUUGUGAGCUCUGCCAGAACGGACAGGUCAUCUACCCCUUCCAGGAGAGCGCCACCAAGAGGUACAGAUCCUCAUAA